This is a messenger RNA of Oreochromis aureus, 4802 nucleotides long. Its product is annotated as vang-like protein 2. The transcript has 8 exons. The record is from RefSeq and is a predicted model, not a curated record. The coding region runs from base 770 to 2347 and encodes 525 amino acids. NCBI's taxonomy places the organism in Eukaryota, Metazoa, Chordata, Actinopteri, Cichliformes, Cichlidae. Gene Ontology annotation, cellular component: plasma membrane. Gene Ontology annotation, biological process: establishment of planar polarity; Wnt signaling pathway, planar cell polarity pathway; multicellular organism development.
AGAGGACGCGAUGGUCGCCCUUUUUUUUGAAUCCGAAGGGAAGUUUAGGACCCUCAUCGGCGCUAUUGUUGACCCCACGGAGGCCACGUAGCUCCCUGGAUCGAUUUUAAACGUGGGAGGAAGAGUUGCUUUUAUUAAUGUGAACAGAAGCGUAAAAAAGGAGACGGAGAGUGAUGCGCCUGGAAGCAAAGAGCGCGUCCGGUGUGACUGCAGGCCGGAGGGUUUGAAUUUUGUCCUCGGCGAAGGGCUGGUGGGAAUUUGAGUGCGUCCAUUCAUUUUACUGCGAGGGCGUCCCGUUUGGAAAAGGAUAGGGGAAAGAAAGGGAGCGGGCAUUGGGAUCAUUUGGCAUCAGGACGCCACCGGUGGGGCCUGGGAGUCUCCCAUUGUCCUGCCUUUCUCCAACACCCUCCUUUUUCAUUUUGUAGGUCGCACAACUCUUUAUACUCGCCCGGUUCUUCGCAAUCUCAGCAACCUCAGCUCUCCCCUGUUGCAACUCUCCUGCCCAUCAUCCUCUCCCACCCCUAUUCCUUCCUCAUCAUCUCCUCGUUUUAGCCUCCCCUGCCCUCCCAUCCUCCCUUCUCUUGCUCCCCCCUCAUCGGCCUCCAAGAUAGAUUCCCUCAGGAAUAAGGUUGACCUACUCAAACUGCCCCUGGCUCUCUCCACCAAGUCCAUCUCCGAGCGCAAAAACCAACUGGGAGGCGUCGGCGAGCAGCGCGGCACGGCGGGAGGAGGCGGGGCUCGUAAAGCCCGCUCACCGCCGACCCGAGACAUGGACAACGAGUCGCAGUACUCGGGCUACUCAUACAAGUCUUCCCAUUCCCGAAGCUCCCGAAAGCACAGGGAUCGGCGGGACCGUCACCGCUCUAAGAGCCGAGACAGCAGCAGUCGUGGAGACAAAUCGGUCACCAUCCAAACACCUGGAGAGCCGCUUCUCGAUGCAGAGUCGACCCGCGGAGAUGACAGGGAUGACAACUGGGGAGAGACCACCACUGUGGUCACCGGCACCUCAGAGCACAGCAUCUCAAACGAGGACCUGACCCGCGUCACCAAAGAUUUGGAGGAGUCAACUCCACUGGAGUGCAAGCGUUUUGUGGGUCCAGCAUUGGGAGGCUGCCUGAGCUUCUUCGCCCUGGUCACGCCAUUAGCCUUCCUCAUCCUGCCGCAGGUCUUGUGGCGUGACGCCCUCGAGCCUUGCGGCACGCCCUGUGAGGGCCUCUACGUCUCCCUGGCCUUCAAGCUCUUGGUCCUGCUCAUCUCCUCCUGGGCCCUGUUCCUCCGCCCUCCCCGCGCCACUCUCCCACGCUUUUUUGUCUUCCGCUGCCUCCUGAUGGUGCUGGUGUUCCUGUUUGUGGCGUCGUACUGGUUGUUCUACGGUGUGCGUGUGUUGGAGCCCAGAGAACGGGACUAUAGGGGGAUUGUGGAGUACGCUGCCUCGCUGGUGGAUGCUCUGCUCUUCAUCCAGUACCUGGCUCUGGUGCUGCUGGAAGUCCGACACCUUCAGCCAGCCUUCUGCCUUAAGGUGGUGCGGAGCACAGAUGGUGCCAGCAAGUUCUACAACGUGGGCCACCUUAGCAUUCAGCGGGCAGCUGUCUGGGUUUUGGACCGUUAUUACAGCGACUUCCCCGUCUAUAACCCAGCUCUCCUCAACCUGCCCAAGUCCAUCCUGUCCAAGAAGAUGACAGGCUUCAAAGUUUACUCCCUGGAUGAAAACACCACCAAUAACUCCACUGGCCAGUCCCGGGCCAUGAUAGCAGCUGCUGCCAGGCGGAGAGACAACUCCCACAACGAGUAUUACUACGAGGAGGCCGAGAUGGACCGAAGGAUCCGCAAACGGAAGGCCAGGUUGGUGGUGGCAGUGGAAGAGGCCUUCACACACAUCAAGCGCCUCCAAGAGGAAGAGGCGGCCUCAUCUCCCAAGCACCCCAGAGAGGUAAUGGAUCCUCGAGAGGCGGCUCAAGCCAUCUUUGCCCCGAUGGCCCGGGCCAUGCAGAAGUACCUGAGAACCACACGGCAGCAGGCCUUUCACAGUAUGGAGAGCAUCCUCACACACCUUCAGUUCUGCAUCACGCACAACAUGACGCCCAAGGCUUUCCUGGAGCGUUACCUCACCGCCGGCCCCACCAUGCAGUACCAGCAGCAGAACGGUAGGGGGCGCCAGUGGACUCUGGUGAGCGAGGAGCCGGUGACCUCAGCCCUGCGUCAGGGUUUGGUCUUCUCCCUGCGACGCCUGGACUUCUCACUUGUUGUGACGGUGACGCCGCUCCCCUUCCUGCGGCUCGGGGAGGAGUUCAUCGACCCAAAGAGCCACAAGUUCGUCAUGAGGCUGCAGUCUGAGACCUCGGUGUAAAGGCGUCCAGUAAAAAGUCUUCUUUUUCCCACACUUUCCUCUCCCCUCGUGCUCACUCCUCCUGGAUCACUGAUGUGGUGGGACAUGUGGAGGCCAUGUGGUCUAUUCUCGCCCAAUCAUUUCCCCUCUCAUCAACAAACAAACCAUUCAGAGAGGAACAUCUCUGUGGGCCUCCUCCUUCCUGUUUUGUGAUCAACACAGAUGCUUGGCGUCAGACUGUGAUCAGCUCAACGAUUGUUCAAACCCUGGAAGUAAACAGAUGCCUUGACCUUUUCUUUUCUUGACGUUGUCUUUACAGCACGAUGUAAAAUUCUUUGUUCCUCUAAACGGGGACUUUUCCUCCUUUUGCCUCUUCUUUUGCUGUAACCACUGGACUAGUUUACUGUGCUGACUCAACACGUAAACACCAGAGGAAGGGGAUUACAUCACAUGUGUCACUUCCUCUUACUUGUGUCUUAAAAUCAGUCCAACUGGAUUUCAGCUCUGACUGCAACGCUGGUGUACCACUGCCCUCUGGUCCCCUGUCAGUCGUUGUGUUUAACAUAAGCAGGACUGUUGUUGUUUUUUUACAUAUAUAUGUUAGAGGAGUGACUUUUUAACUUUCAGAAUGUAGCAUUUUGUGCAGUGAGUUAACAUGUUUCUCUCCUCUGGCCUUGAAGGGCCAGUAUGUCUUUUUUUUUUUUUUUUUUUUUUUAAUUUUUAUGUAACUGUUAAGUAAAAUGGAAGUACAUUCCUAACUCAUUACAACUCCAAACUGUAUGUUCAUGAUUGUUUAAAUAUGCAGCUUUAGUUUAUUUAACACUGGUACUUUUACUAUUGAUGUCACAGUUUUAGCAGGCCGUGUUACAGAAUAAAAAUGACAUUUUCACCUGGUAUUAACUGAGAUUCUGAACAUUACUUACGUGAGGAUUUUAAAAUGUGAGCUUGACGGUGUUCUGAAUUUUUCAUACUGUCAAAAAAUCUAGCGAAAAGACCAACGGUGCACUCGUCUCGAGUGUCAUUACUUGGAAUCUAUUCAUUGCUGCUACUUCCUAAGAACAACUCAUACAUGCAUUAUGCUGUUAUUAUUCUUUUUUUAACUUAUAGAUACUAUGUUUUUGGAAAUGUUACUCAUGCCUAAGUAGUAAGUGGAUUUACUCAGUGCUAUUUAUAGCUGGUGACUUUUAGAUACAAUUGAGUAUUUUUGGCAGCAGGAUGGUGUGAGUGGAAGAAUAAAUUGCACAGCAAUGGAAAAACUGGAGCCAAUAACAGGCGGAUGCCACUCUUUUACAGAGUAAAACAUUUCUAAUGUCACAAUGUUUGACAAUAUGAAAAACAAGAGUAUUACCAGCCUCACUCUUUAAUGCAAAUGCAAUCUGUACGUCCGAUGUGUUGAAAUGCUGGUAAAAUCUUUGCAUUUUAAGCGAUAAAUUCUGCAGAUUUUCUGUGACUGAUUGGAAAAAAGCAUACUGUGCUAAAUUCAAGUUAACUGUUUGUGCAACCAUGUUUCAAGAGUUUCCUUAACAGAUACCAACAGAGUUUCUGCAUUAUUGAGGGUAUAUUUAGAUUCUGCAGAAGAAGUUACGCCUGCACACUAACUCUAAGCCACCCUAAUAAUCAGAUAACAGCAUUUUGAGUCACUGUGUGCAGGCGCUCAUCUCUCAUAAAACUUCAGUCUAUCUGAAAAUGCCCUGAUUAUUAAUAUUGGAAGUGAAAUAAUACAGUGUAUCGUUACAGUGUAAUACCAGGUGUAAAUGUAGUCAGUCUCACACUUUUUACACAAUUAAAUGAAUCCAGAUGAGGCAGCUGUAGUUUAACUAUGAGCUGGCUUAUUGUGUUUUUGUUUUUUUUUUUUUGUUUUUUUACAUGCAUAUCUACAAGAAUCCCAAACCAGACAUGUGAUUGUAACUCCUCUCUGCAGCUCCUCUGCAGCAGUAGCUUAUCACCGCCUCGCCUUGUGCCACGAGCUGAAACGGACACAGUGAACAUGCUGCCUACGACCUUUCCUCAGCCUUAGUUUCCAGAUGUGGAGGAGCAGCAGACUCUGACUCCGCCACCCUUUCGUCUGCAGGUCCUGAUACUUAACCCGAUGUUUCCACCCCACAGUUUGCUGAGCCACAGACAAAAGCAGGCUGACUGUCUGCUUUUGUCAAAUGCGGUUUUAAAAAGUCCUUCACAUUUCUGAAAAAUGAAACCAACAAACGCCAGGUCCGAUUUGUUCGAUAUUUCAUCUGAUUUUUGUAAAAAAAAUACAAACGAACAAAAGAAUGCAUGCAUAGAUUUAUUUUGGGCUCCAAAUCCUUUUUAUAAUAAGUUGUUUUCUAUCAUUUUUACGGUGCCUAAGUUAUGAUGAUGCAAUUUUCAGAAUGUAAAAAAAAAAUUUGUAGAUCUGUGUUGUAUUUUGUUCUUUUUGGUAACUGUAGCUUGUAUAGUGUGCUAGGCUUUUUUCCAUUAUUAAACCAUUUAUUACUUACAA